Messenger RNA from Chara braunii, 1699 nucleotides. The record is from the annotation of a GenBank genome assembly. NCBI's taxonomy places the organism in Eukaryota, Viridiplantae, Streptophyta, Charophyceae, Charales, Characeae.
GUGAGGUUGGUAUCCGAACCGACACGUGUCGGUUCUGAUGAUACACAUCGAAUGGGCACUUCAUGCGUUACGAGAUGCAAGUUUCAAGGUGGCGCUUGAGAAGUGUCAGUUUUUCCUCACCACCAUUUCUUUCCUGGGGCACGUGGUGACAGACAAGGGACUCCAACCGGAGCCGCAGAAGGUGGCAGCUGUCAGGGAUGCGCCAGUACCUACCACUAUCACGCAAGUUCGCGCCUUUCUGGGCCUAACCUCGUAUUACCGAAGAUUUAUCAAGGGCUUCGCGGCGAUUGCGGGACCCCUCACAAAUCUCCUUCGCAAUGAUCAGCCGUUGAUCUGGACGCCGGAGUGCGAUCAAGCGUUUUCCAAACUCAAGGCUGCUCUUAUUUCGGCUCCGGUCCUUAUAAGACCGGAUCCCGAAAAAUGUUUUGUUCUCAUCACCGACUGGCAGCCAGAGGCGAUCUCGGCGAUCCUUGCCCAGGUGGGACCGAACGGACUCGAGAGUGUAGUGGAGUAUGCGUCCAAAUCAGUGUCCGCCUGCAAGCGCAAUUACGCCACUCCAACGGGUGAAUGCUAUGCGGCUCUCUGGGGAAUCAGUCACUUCCGUGUGUACGGGCGAAAAUUCACCCUGGUGACUGAUCAUGAGCCCCUGUUGGCUCUGAAGAAGUCGAAGGAUUACUCGGACAUGAUCGGACAAUGGGCAACGGUGCUGCAGAGCAUGGACUUUGACAUUCGUCAUCUAAAGCAUGAGAGACACGGGAAUGCGGACGGACUGACACGACUUCACCGGCCUGAUAAGGUUCCAAAGGGUGAAGAGGUAAUUCCGUGGAACGAACCCGAACAGGAUAUCAGACCUCGGUACGGCCAAGUGGAGAUCUUAUCGAAGCCAGUACAAGUGAAGUGGACGGGCAUUAUCGAGCACCCCACGUGGAUCGAGAAUCCAGAGCUACUGAUCAUACAGGGUAGGAGGACUAACGCGGAAGGAGAUCUUAUUGGAUUCCUCUUUGGAUUGGUACGACUGGGUCGCCGUCAGUUGAUUGCACAGGAGCUCAUCGCACCGAUCGUGCAAUUGGCGGACGAUCUCUCGCCCGACAUCUACUUUCAGAGCGACAACAGUCCUGCUCCGUACAUUUUCGAGCGAUCCUUGGAUCCGUACCUUCAGUGGACUUCGUGCUUGGACGAACCUAGGGACGAGGAUACCCUACCAUCGCGGCAGGAGUAUCUGAAGCCGUACGAGAUCCCUUACGCCUUCUAUCCGAGGGCAGAGGAAGUGGUGAUCGACGACGAAGAAGAAGAAGAAGACAACGACGAGGAAACAUCGGAGGAGGGAAGCUAUAGUGAACGUAGCGAGGGCGAGCUGAGUGAGGAGGAAAAGGAAGAAGAAGGAACCGGAUCCGAGUGGGAAGCCCCGCCGGAGGAAGCGACGCGUACGGGAACGGAGGCGGAAGAUCCGGAAGCGGCGCGAAGGCGUGAAGAGAUUGCCUCCGGAAAGCGCCAACAGGAGUUCGCUAGCGAGGCUAGCCUGCACAUCGGUAGCGGUCCGACCAGGGAUCCAGAGUCGCCGAGGCCCGAAGAUGGCGACCCUCCAGCCGCCCCCUCAAGUACCGUGUGACGAAGACGGCGCCGAUCCCCCUCCUCGUCCAGCCCCACCCGUCCCCCAGUUCGCCCACGUACCAAUGCGGGCGAUAGGCCUUCGACCUCG